AUGGGAACCCUGAUUGACCGCUUUGAAGAACAUGAUGGACCAGUCCGUGGGAUUGACUUUCACAAGACACAACCACUCUUUGUCUCAGGGGGAGACGACUACAAGAUCAAAGUGUGGUCCUACCAGACGAGGCGGUGUCUCUUCACCCUGAAUGGUCAUCUAGACUAUGUGCGAACAGUCUUCUUCCACCAUGAAUUGCCUUGGAUCUUGUCUGCCUCGGACGACCAGACGAUCAGGAUUUGGAACUGGCAGAACCGGUCCCUGAUCUGCACAAUGACGGGCCACAAUCACUAUGCCAUGUGUGCUCAGUUCCACCCCAAGGAAGACCUCAUUGUCUCCGCCUCUCUUGAUCAAUCCGUGCGGGUAUGGGAUAUUUCAGGACUACGGAAAAAGCACUCGGCGCCAACAUCAAUGAGUUUCGAGGAUCAGAUGGCUCGGGCAAACCAACAACAGGCUGAUAUGUUUGGCAAUACCGACGCUGUCGUCAAAUUUGUUCUCGAAGGGCACGAUCGAGGCGUCAAUUGGGUGGCUUUCCACCCAACCCUUCCCUUGAUCGUCUCCGCAGGUGAUGACCGGCUCGUGAAGCUGUGGAGAAUGAGUGAGACCAAGGCGUGGGAGGUUGACACCUGUCGAGGACACUUCCAGAACGUCUCUGCAUGUUUGUUCCAUCCACACCAAGAUCUGAUUCUGUCCGUGGGCGAGGACAAAACUAUUCGUGUCUGGGACCUCAACAAGAGAACUUCUGUCCAGUCCUUCAAGCGGGAGAAUGAUCGUUUUUGGGUCAUUGCCGCCCACCCUGAAAUCAAUCUCUUUGCCGCAGGCCAUGACAACGGUGUCAUGGUCUUCAAACUCGAACGAGAGCGGCCAGCAUCCUCAGUGUACCAGAAUCAGCUGUUCUAUAUCACAAAGGACAAGCAUGUCCGAUCCUACGACUUCACCAAAAAUGUCGAGACCGCAUCGCUCCUGUCACUUAGGAAGUUUGGCAGCAAUUGGGUGCCUCCUCGUACACUCUCUUACAAUCCGGCAGAGCGGUCAAUCCUGGUCACCUCACCCACUGAUAAUGGCACUUACGAGUUGAUCGCACUUCCGCGAGAUACUACGGGAGCCACUGAUCCUACUGACAUCAAGCGUGGAUCAGGCAACGCGGCGGUUUUCGUGGCCCGCAAUCGCUUUGCUGUUUUCAGCACUUCCACCCAGUUAGUCGAAAUCAAGGACCUCAGCAAUUCGACGACGAAAUCCUUCAAAGCACCUGCCGGCACGACCGAUAUCACAUAUGGCGGCACUGGCUGUCUUCUUCUCAUCUCUCCCACAAACGUUGUCCUCUAUGAUAUUCAGCAGAAGAAGCAGCUGGCAGAAAUGAGCGUUGCUGGCGUCAAAUAUGUUGCCUGGUCCAACGAUGGUCUGUACGCUGCUCUGCUCAGCAAGCACAAUGUCACCAUCGUAAAUAAAUCCUUGGAACAAGUCAGUACCCUGCACGAGACGAUCAGAAUCAAGAGUGCCGCCUGGGACGAUUCUGGCGUCCUGCUCUACUCGACACUCAACCACAUCAAAUACACCCUGCUCAAUGGCGACAACGGCAUUGUGAGGACACUUGACCAGACGGUAUAUCUCGUCAAAGUGAAAGGUCGUAAUGUCUAUUGCCUCGAUAGAUCCUCCAAGCCUCGAGUCCUCACGAUUGACCCGACAGAAUACCGAUUCAAACUGGCGCUUGUGAAGCGUAAUUAUGAUGAAAUGCUUCAAAUCAUCAAGACCUCGCCUCUGGUGGGACAGAGCAUCAUCUCUUACCUACAGAAGAAGGGCUAUCCCGAGAUUGCCUUACAAUUUGUGCAAGAUCCCCAAACGAGAUUCGAACUCGCCAUCGAAUGCGGUAACCUGGAAGUUGCAACAGAAAUGGCCAAAGAGUUGGACAGGCCUAAAAUUUGGACGCGCCUGGGCGCCGAAGCUUUGGUGCACGGCAACCAUCAAACUGUGGAAAUGACCUACCAGAAACUUCGAAAUUUCGACAAACUCUCCUUCUUAUACCUCUGCACCGGUGACGAGGAGAAGCUCACGAGAAUGGCCAAAAUCGCCGAGCAUCGGGGUGAUUUUGUGUCCAGAUUCCAAAACGCGUUGUAUCUCGGCGAUGUGGAGAGCCGGAUACAAUUGUUCAAAGAGAUUGAUCAAUAUCCCUUGGCUUAUCUUACAGCAAAGUCUCACGGGUUGACGGAAGAAUGCCAAUCAAUACUCGAGCUCUGCGGGUUGACGGAAGAUCAAAUCUCGAUGCCGGAGUCCGGAGAAGGUCUCGCUCCUCCCAGGGUCAUUGUUCCUACAUACAAAGCAAACUGGCCAGUGAAGGAGGCAUCCCACUCCUCAUUCGAGAGAGCACUCCUCGGCGAGGUCGGAGUGGCGGUUGAAGACGAAACAAGCCCGGAUCUCCUCACGGACGACGUGCCAGUGGGUACAGACGGUGAUGGACCCGCAGCAGAUGAGGAGGCGGAUGCCGGCGAAGGUUGGGACAUGGGCGACGACAUCGGGCUCGAGGCCGCUGGGAACGACUCUGACUUUGUCAAUGUGGACAACCCCGAUGCACCUGCGGAAGCUGCCGGACCGGGCAGCUCAGAAGCAGAUAUGUGGUCCAGAAAUUCUCCGCUGGCAGCAGACCACGUUGCAGCAGGCUCCUUCGACAGUGCUAUGCAGCUGCUGAACCGCCAAGUGGGGGCAGUGCAUUUCGCGCCACUCAAGCCACGGUUUCUGGAGAUUUACCAGGCAUCUAAGACGUAUCUGCCUGCCAAUGCUGGCUUGCCUCCUAUUGUGAACUACGUUCGCCGCACCACCGACGAGACGGACAACAGAAAGCUCCUGCCUGUCAUACCCAGAAACCUAGAGACUCUGACGAACGCCGACCUUCAGGAAGGAUACACGGCCAUGAGGACAAACAAGCUGGAGCAAGGUGUUGUCACGUUCCGGAGCUUGCUCCAGUCACUUCUCGUCAAUGUUGUCAGUUCACAGGCACAGGUCGAUGAAGCCAAAGCACUCAUAACGAAAGCGAUGGAAUACACGCUUGCAAUGAGCAUCGAGCUUGAAAGACGCCGACUUGCAGCUGCGGGUGGCGAUUCGGAGGCCCAGCUCAAGCGACAGCUUGAGCUUUCGGCUUACUUCACCAUGCCCAAACUUGAAGUGGCUCAUCGGCAACUGGCUCUUAUGGCCGCUAUGAAGUUGGCCUUCUCGAAUAAGCAGUACUCGAGUGCAUUGUCGUUUGCAAAUCGAAUCCUCGCCAAUGGGGGCGCGGCCAAAUUGGUUGAGCAGGCGAAGAAAAUCAAACAACAGGCUGAGCGUUCCGGGUCGAGCGACAAGGUCGAAAUUGAGUACGACCAAUUCGCCGAUUUUGACGUUUGCGCGGCCUCUUUCACCCCUAUCUACUCGGGAGCCCAAAGCGUGUCAUGUCCAUUCGAUGGGGCCAAGUAUCAGAACCAGUUCAAGGGUCAAGUGUGCAAGAUCUGUGAAGUUUGCGCGAUUGGUGCCGCGGCCAGUGGUCUGCGGUUAUGGCGAACCCUCGUGCCGGUGCUGGAUGGACUCUCUGUAGCUGAUGAUGCCGGCAUCAUAGCAGUUGACCAGACCGGGCCGCAUGGCAUUGGUGAAAGCAUUCGUGCCAUAGGGUUGGCCGCAGCACCGGGCAUUACCGGUCCAUCAGGGGUGUUCAAGUCCAGACCCGAGGACGACAUGGUCGAGGUCAUCUCCACGCCCGACCGCGGCCUCGCCCUCUUUUCGACCCGCAAGAUCAAAGCCGGGACGCUGGUGUUGGCCGAACACCCCCUCAUCUCACUGGACAAGCACGAGGAGAACGACUCCAGCGCGAUCGAGCGCGAAUUCUCCACACUCUCGCGGGCGGCACAAAAGACGUAUCUGCGCCUCUUCGACGCCCAGAAGUCGCGCAUGUCCCGCGUCGUCUCGAUCUACUACAGCAACUGCUACAACUGCGAGGGCUUCCGACCCGGCGGCCAGGGCGGCUCGGCGAUCGGCGCCUUGUCGAGCCGCAUCAACCACAGCUGUGUGCCCAACGUGCAAUUUUCCUACGACGAGGCCAGCGACGAGAUGAGGUUCUACGCUAUCCGGGACAUCCCGCGAGGGAAGGAGAUUUGCAGCAACUACGACAAGUCGGUCUUCGAAGUCGCGGCCCAGCGGCGGAGAAAGCAGCAGAUGUACUACGGCUUCGUGUGUCGCUGUGAGGCGUGUGAGGCGAAGAACGAGUUCUGGGCCAAGAGCGACGAGCGGCGGCGGGGGAUGUACGAGGCCAUCCGAGCCGUGCAGUGGUGCGAGAAGAAGUUGGCGGGCGGGAAGGACGCGGUGGUGGCCGAGAAAAGUCAAGCUGGAGAGGCUGACCUUAUCGAACAAGCGUUGACUUCCUUGGGGAGAUUAGAACGGCUGUUGUCGAAGGAAAGCCUCGUGGGCGUGCCUCUCGCGAACACAUACCGGAGCAUGGCGAGGUGGACGGAGAGGAAAGGCCAGAACGCCCGCGACGAGGUUGCGGGUUGGAGGGCCAAGGAGCUUGAGGCGUGUGUCAUUGCGUUUGGAAGAGAUGGUCAGCGGACCAAGGACGUUGAGACCAAGUUGGCAGCACACCGAGCCGCGAGGAGGAGGACGUGA
Fonsecaea erecta is the source of this 4623-nucleotide messenger RNA. RefSeq lists its product as hypothetical. The transcript is spliced from 4 exons. NCBI's taxonomy places the organism in Eukaryota, Fungi, Ascomycota, Eurotiomycetes, Chaetothyriales, Herpotrichiellaceae. Gene Ontology annotation, biological process: endoplasmic reticulum to Golgi vesicle-mediated transport; intra-Golgi vesicle-mediated transport; intracellular protein transport. Gene Ontology annotation, molecular function: structural molecule activity; protein binding. The record is from RefSeq and is a predicted model, not a curated record. Gene Ontology annotation, cellular component: COPI vesicle coat. Bases 1 to 4623 code for a protein of 1540 amino acids.